AGGCAUUUCUCACUUAGACUUAGGUAGCAAGGUUUAUUCAAUCUUUCCUGAAGAUCCGGUGUCAAGCUUCACCCAACAAUAAACCCACCUUCGUCUUCUCUCUCUUUUCGUCCAGGGUGUCUCAGCUGUCUUCCAAUUUUCUUCUACUGGUCAUUUGGAAUCCCAGACAAAACUUGUUUGUUUGGGGUUCAGCAAUAAACCUACUUCAAUUAAUUACAAAUUUACAAUAAAACAACUCUAAAAACUCUCUUCUUUUCGAUAUUUCCUCAAAUUUAAUUUCAAUUGCAAGAUUGAAAUUCAUACAACUUCCGUUUUUGGUGAACAAAAUCAAUCCUUUCUUCCAUUGUCCAAAUUGGGUUCUUUUUGAAAUUCAUUAGUUUUUAAGAAAAGAAGGGGUUUUUCAAAGAUCCCCCACUUUAAAUUUGGUUUUAAUUUUGCUGAGGAAGAGGAGAUUUUCAAUUGACUUGACCCACUGUUACCAUGAAUAACCUUCUUUCUGAUUCAUUUGAGAUUCCUCGUGGGGAAUCAUCGAGAGGUGGUGAUCUUGAGAUGGGAGUAAAUCUUCAGAAUUCAGGAGAAUUAGGCUUGCAAAACUUUUCUAAGAAGGUCCAAGAAGUAGAUAAGCAGUAUGAUAAGAUCAAUGAGCUUUUAAGAAAGCUCCAGGAUGCACAUGAGGAGUCAAAAGCUGUUACAAAGGCUUCCGCCAUGAAAGCCAUUAAGAAACGCAUGGAGAAAGAUGUAGAUGAAGUCCAAAAGAUUGCCCGGCUUAUAAAAUCAAAAAUUGAAGAACUUGAUAGAGAUAAUUUAUCAAGCAUGCAGAAGCCUGGAUGUGGGAAAGGAACAGCCAUUGAACGGGCCAGGACAGCACAGACAAUUGCUUUAAAGAAGAGAUUGAGAGACAAGAUGGCAGAAUUUCAGGUAUUACGUGAAAAUAUUCAUCAAGAGUAUCGUGAAGUUGUCGAGCGCCGUGUUUACACAGUGACUGGUCAAAGAGCUGAUGAAGAGAAAAUUGAUCAAUUAAUCGAGACUGGUGAUAGUGAACAAAUAUUUCAGAAAGCAAUACAAGAGCAAGGCCGUGGUCAGGUGAUGGAUACACUUGCCGAAAUACAAGAGCGACAUGAUGCUGUCAGAGACGUGGAGAGGAAGCUGCUUGAGCUACAGCAGAUUUUUCUAGAUAUGGCUGUUUUGGUCGACGCGCAGGGGGAUUUGCUCGACAACAUAGAAUCACAGGUUUCAAAUGCUGUAGAUCAUGUUAAUACAGGAAAUACAGCUUUGCAAAAAGCAAAAAGCCUGCAAAAGAACUCGCGAAAAUGGAUGUGCAUUGCAAUUAUCAUCCUUCUUAUUAUUGUAGCUGUAAUUGUUGUGGGCGUACUCAAGCCAUGGCAACAAAAGGGCGGUGCUUGAUCUGAUUCCUGUCGUACAUUCUAUACAUAAUAUAUCUUGUGAUAUCCCUCCCCCCUCCAAAAAAAGAAGAGAUCAAGAUCAUGUGAAUUUGUUGUUCUUGUAACUUGGUCAGCUUUGUGUGAAUUAUUAGUUCUAAUAUUUGCAAACCUAGGUUUUGCCUUUUCUAUCAUGUUCUUGAGACAUGCUUUUUCCCCUGUAUUCUUUUAUUUUCUGACCCAACCUUCUGUUCAUGUAAUAUCAUUCUUUUUAGUUUUAAAUUAUCACCACUACCUUCUGUAGGGGACUAAAUUCAAAAGAACUUUGUUGUUUUGGUGAUUAUCCUAAGUAGCUAAAUGUUUUGGUGUUGUCUUAA
Beta vulgaris subsp. vulgaris (sugar beet) is the source of this 1756-nucleotide messenger RNA. RefSeq names its product syntaxin-132. Lineage: Eukaryota; Viridiplantae; Streptophyta; Magnoliopsida; Caryophyllales; Amaranthaceae. Gene Ontology annotation, biological process: vesicle fusion; exocytosis; intracellular protein transport. Gene Ontology annotation, cellular component: plasma membrane; endomembrane system; SNARE complex. The record is from RefSeq and is a predicted model, not a curated record. The transcript is spliced from 13 exons. Bases 481 to 1404 code for a protein of 307 amino acids. Gene Ontology annotation, molecular function: SNAP receptor activity; SNARE binding.